UGCUUUUCAGUUUCCUUUUGCUCAAGCUUAAUGAGAGCUCCUACCUCUCCUUGUCAGCUUCAACUCUAGACCUGCUCCAGAGUUACUGCCUCUCGACGGUUGGCAUCAACUUAAUUUUUUCUUAUUCUGUGUCUUGAUUGCUGGCCGGAGUUAGCCGAGCCGAUCGACAUUCGACGUCCAAGUCCAGCUGUCGACCAGCCCGUUUUUGGGCUUGCUGGAAACCGGUCAAAGGAGCGCAACCCACACCUUUUCCAACCUUCAACCUGCAAGCCACCCAUCCGCAGCUCCUUUUUCGUUUUUUCUUCUUUCAUUCUUAAUCCGACCCGACCGAAAGACGCACCCAGGCCUACGUCGCCGCCGAGAAUAGAGCCAGGAGCUCCCGCUUGGAUCUUUUUUUUUGUUUCUUUAAUUUCAAUUGGGAAUAAUUGGACCAAGACUAGAGGACGACGCGGACCCUUUUAGGUCCGUGACAGGACCUAUUUUUGCUGCCCUACGAUAUUGAGGCUACUUUUUUAGUCUCUGCCUCGGAUUUGUGCGGAGGGUGAUUAUCACUCUUUUGCUGCCUUUUUGCUCCAAAAGGAGGGGGGCGUGAGAAAAAAGCAUCCAGCCCGAGUUGUCUACCCAAACACGAUCGCACCAAGAGGUUUCCGCUGCCGAGCACUCGAAUGAAUAGGGCACAUACCUGACGACCCGACACGCCUGCCCAGACGGCGCCUUGUGUUGCUGUCCUUCGCACGCCUAAACCGUUUACGAUAACAAGCCGACGAGGCUUGAACACUUCUAAUAUAUCAUGGCGAACAUGACACCUCCUACCGACCAUGGCUCCGGGCGCAUGCCUUCUGUUGCGUCGAUGGGGCCUCCCAAGGUCAGGUCACGAACACACAGUCUUUCCAGUGAUAGGGCAUCAACAAUUGGAGCAGGCUUCAUGUCCCCGCCCUUGACGGUUUCUCCCGAGGCAGCUUUCAUCGCCGCAGCGGCUGCUUCCCAGAUCGUCACAAACGACCACGACGCACACCAAGAUAUUUGGUAUGACCAGCAGGGCAUUGAGCCCCCUUCAGAAACAGUACUAGUCUCUCCAGCAGCAUUGGCAUUGAUCAACAACUUUCUCGACCGACUCCUCUUCAACCUUCUAUCUACCGCAAAAUCUACAAGCCUCGCUGCCCUGCGACCUGCCGUAUCCGAGGUAUUAAAGCCCAAACUUGCGAAAGAUGCGAUAUAUCAGGCCGACGAGGAACUUCAAGAGUACCUCGGUGGUGGGGAGGACGAGGAUUAUGGGUCGCCUGCAAGAUCGCAAUCAGCUCGCGAUUGGGAUCUCGAGCUGGUAUGGAAGAGGACUCGUUUGCGGUGCAUGGUUUACUCAUCCCUGGGCGACUUAGAAGAGGAAGACGAAGAUUUCCACAUGGAGCAGGAGAACCUACUUACCGGGGAUGAGACUGUCGAGGAGACGAUAUCACCAGCCGUAGCCAUCUUUCUCACCUCGGUUUUGGAGUUUAUGGGAGAGCAGGCUCUGAUUGUAGCUGGCCAGGCUGCGUUUCAGCGGAUGCGUCACCACUACGAGAAGUCGCUACGGGAAGGUACUCGAAGUCCUGCCGAUGUGGCCGACAGGAUAGUGGUUGGAGACAGCGACGUCGAGCGUAUCGCUUUGGAUAGGACGCUGGGGCGACUCUGGCGUUCCUGGAAGAAGCAGAUGCGGUCUCCCGCUCUGUCUCAGGAUGCCACAUUCCGUAACUUUUCUCGAGACUCGGCAAGGAGCAGCUCCAUGAGCCACUACAGGUUCCGUAGUCUCAGCGUCGACCCACCACGGAGGAGGAACGAUGGCUCUGCAUCUCCGUUAGAAGUGGAUGAGGAGCCUGAGUUGGACAGGCGCAGCACCGAUGGGAAGAAGCCGGCGGAUUGCAUACCUCUGCCGGUUGGUCCGGAUGACAUGUUGGAGAUCUUGAUACCAGGUCUGGCGCAUUACAGUGAUGACGAGGAAGAGAUUGAGGAUGCCAAGAGCAACCUACCAAGGCGUCCGAAGAGCAUGUUAUUGAGUCCAUUGGCCGCCGGCGUCAGGGAUCCACCAACACCAGCAGCCUCGGUACCAUGCACUCCAAAAUUCCCUCCUCGCAGGCGGGCCAACUCUCUCCCUACUCCUGCCGCAUCCCCGUUCUCGUCGCCCAUGAACAAGCAUGUUGAGGCUGUGGCGAGUCCGACGGAAGUCGGCGGAGUUGUACACAACGAGUCUGUCACCUCAAAUUUGGAGAGUGAGAACUUGAGUGGAGGUGACAACGAGGCUUCUGCCUCUAAGGUCCCGCCAGUGUCUCAGAAGUCCUCAUACGCAGUCACAGAGUCGCGAACCGAUAAAGAAGUGCAGAGGCCCACUCUCCAACAGAGGCGCAUGUCUUCGGCCCAGAUCGCGGCUAUGAUUGCAGGCAGCUCUGGUUCUAAAUCCCCAGGCCUUCCCGCUCGAUCCCCAGGCCUGCCCGCCAUAUCUCCUGGAUUGCCCGCUGCCCCGGAGCAGGAGCUUCACGACGAAGCUGAGGAGAUUGAAGAAUUUUGCGAGGAGCCAGAGAUUCUCACGACCUCGAGGAUUUCAGUCUCUGGAAGGAGCACUUCGCCCACCACCUCGGAGCGCAGCAAACCGGCGAUUACUAUUGGGAUUCCGAAACGGUCUGCGAGCGUGCAUUCCGUCCGCGUGAUCGAGGUAGCCACUCCGCGCAGUCCAAUGUCGAGGUCUAGAAACAGCUCCGCCGAUGCACAGGAGCGCACCUCUAUGAGGACCAGCAACCUGUCACGAACGGACUCUACCAAUUCUUUUACACCCCCUAUCCGGGAAGAGGGCGCUAGACAGACCAGUCCUUCGAGGAAGGCUUACCCGUUCCCCACAAAGUCAACGCGCCUGCACCAAAGUGACUCGAUCUCGGAGGCUGAGGAAUCUACUGGGUCGCCGGUCCCCAGCAUGUCGGUUUCUACACUCUCAAGCAGAACUCCUACGCCGUUGUCUGAGCAGAAGCCUGCUACCAGCUAUGACGACCUCGAGGCUCAAGUCCAAUCUCAGCCACAAACCAUCUUCACGGUGCCUAGGGACUCUGACUCAUCAGUUCGCAACUCACCCGCUACCAAAGUUACCAUUGUCAGCUCCAGCUCUUCCAGCGGCAGCUUUUACCAUGAGGACAAGCCCCAUGUAGCAAGAAACUCGAGGUCGGCCGCCCAGGCCAAGGCAGAUGUGCCUCCUCCUCCCGAGCGCAGCGCCAAUCGGCCUCAGGGCACAAGCACACCAUCAACCCGCCAGGCGUCAUCUGCCACUACUGUGUCGGCCGAGCGAUCCAGCCCUAACCGACGUGCUCCUUCUCAGACCAGAGAAGCAGUUGAGCCUCCGCGUGAACGUGAACGAUCAAUCACUCCCAUGUCCAUGGAGAAGGGUUCGAGCCGCAAGCACCAUGAUUCGGUAUCGACAGUCUCAUCUUUGCAGCAGAGGCUGAAGCCUGUCCGCGCUUCGCAAGACUCGACGAGGCCGGUGGACAUCAAGACCUUUGAUGAGCUGAUCCAGAGCGACGAGACGAUCCAAUACACGCUUACACCAGAGAGCAUGCGUGAUAUUGACUCCAUUCGUUCUGGAAAGAAUGAUAGCCCAGUCCUUAGACCUAAGAGCCGCAAGGGUGAUGAAACUAAGUUCCAGGAGCACUCUCGCUCGGCCUCUACCCCCACUGGAGGCCCUCGUGCAUCCGACCUCAAGAGGUCAGCUUCAGUCUCGAGGGCUGGUGCUCUGAGCUCUCAUCCCAUCAACGAAGGUGCACCCUUGUCUGGACCGAUUCCAAGAGCCCCGGGCCUUACGCCUUCCAAAUCACACGGCGCGGGACCUCAGGCCCGUGAUGCCAGAAUUCCAUUGGAGUCACUAACCGAAUUUGCGGACUUUAUCCGCGCUACUGGCCCGCCUGGUGCCAGUGGUGGCAUAGGUGCAUCAUUCCGUGCACCCGCGUCUGGUCCUGCCAGAAGCACCGCUGGCCCGGCGGCCGGUCCCAAGCAGAGCCUGGAAUCCAGCGGCCGCGUAUCAAACACUAGCAAUCGUGCGCGCUACCAGGCUCGCGAUGCAGCUACCGACCCCCGUGAGGAUAACUCGGACCUUAUCGAUUUUAUUCGUCGCGGUCCCCAGACCAAGGACAAUCCCCGCAUUCCUCGGACGGUGGCACCGUUCCGCAACACCAUGGACUCGGACCAGUUCGCAACUGCUUCUGGAGGCAAAGCUGUUGACGCUACGCUGCCGGAUAUUCGUCACAGCGCCGCCUCUACCAGUGUAACGGAAAACUCGGUGCCGUCAUCCAUAAACUCGCAGAGCGCUCUACUUCGCAAGGACAAAUCCAUGGCUGGUGCCCGUGGUGGCCAAGGCAAUGCGAACAUGUUUGAUGAAGAGGACAUGAUUCCCAAGAGGAAGCAGAGACGAGUCCGCGACCCUUACGCCAUCGACUUUAGCGACGAGGAGGAUGAUGAAUUUGAAGAGGCGACACCCAAGCCCUCUAGGCGCCUCCAGCCGCCGGUUGAGAAGGAGGAGACUCUUGCCGAGUUCCUUAUGAAUGUUCCCCCUCCCAAGGAGACGAGCCCAGUCCCGUUCAACCUCCCAUCGCAGAACCCGCCCACACCUAAGAAGAAGUCUAGCACAGCCAGCCUCAUGGCGCGCUUCACCCGCAGGGAUAGCACCAGGGGUGACAGGAACAAGGCCGACAAAGAGAGCAACAAGUUGACCAAACAACCCGACCCCAACUCGGUUGCACCUCAGAGCCGAGCCGGCGGCGGCCGGGGCUACGUUCCUAUCCAGGUCAACCUGCCGUCCGGAGUCAACGACUACGGAUCGAUUCCUCCGCGCCCCAAAACCACGGGUAGCUCGGGCAGGGUUCCCAUGAGGAAGUUUGAGCCGCGCGAGGCGGUUCCGGUGCCGAACCGGGCCAUUUCUGAGCUCGCCGACUUUCUGCGCAACUCGGAGCCGCCGCGCAACUUUGGCCCGGCUGCUUAUGGUGGAGAGAACACGCAGAGACUGCCCAAGCAGUUUGUCGAGAGUGGACAGCGUCUGCCGAAGCAGUUUGCUCAAAGAUGAGACAGGACAGUGACGGACGCAAUGCUGCUUAGAGCCUCGGACUUGCAUGCACGAUCACGAUAAUGCCAUCAUGACAGAUCCCGAUCGCAUACUUAGUCUUUGUCGGUCCCAACGGCUGGCGAAUACUAUUACGGCAUUUUGAAUUUUGUACAGUGUCUAUUCGUUGCCAUUUUUUCUUUCUCUUUUGUACUCUUAUUUCUUCCCCGGUUGGAUCGACUUUUUGGAAAACAGAAAUUUCAUCAUUCAUAUCUUGCACAGCAUUUCAGAAACAAAAUUUGUCCAGAUUACAUUAACCUUUUUCAUUCUUUGUCAUAUAACGAGGCAGUAUAGCCCUCCCUUUUUUUAUUCUUCAACUUGGGUUCUAUGGGACUUUUUGUUUUCUUAUUCUUUCUUUUCUUGAUUCGGUAUUGAUACCAUCUGGCGGGAUACCACGGGCUAAGAUCAAAGUUGUACAGUUUUCGACCUUGAUAUUUUCUUGGCCCAUUUGAUAUUGCUUUACUAUACUUUUCUGGGGGGAGAUUUUGGGUUUUGCCAUGCUUGACCAAGUCACAUUUUGUCUGGUGUUGUUCAUAGUUGACUGGUGCCAUAUCCAUAGAUUCUGGAUCACUUUGGAUAAUGAAAACGGGUACCUCCCUAUUGUACAUUGCAAACUUUGUUGGGCCUCUUGGUGCCUCGUGACAUGACCGAUAAAAAGAGCU
This is a messenger RNA of Pyricularia oryzae 70-15, 5766 nucleotides long. RefSeq lists its product as uncharacterized. Lineage: Eukaryota; Fungi; Ascomycota; Sordariomycetes; Magnaporthales; Pyriculariaceae. The record is from RefSeq and is a predicted model, not a curated record. Bases 791 to 5068 code for a protein of 1425 amino acids. Gene Ontology annotation, molecular function: protein heterodimerization activity. The transcript is spliced from 3 exons.